AGCCCUGAUGGUGUCUGGUCCACUCUCUCCCUCUCUCAGCCCUGAUGGUGUGUGAGGUCCACUCUCUCCCUCUCUCAGCCCUGAUGGUGUGAGGUCCACUCUCUCCCUCUUUCUCAGCCCUGAUGGUGUGUGUGGUACACUGUCUCUCUCAGCCCUGAUGGUGUGUGUGAUACACUCUCUUCCUCUCUCAGCCCUGAUGGUGUGUGAGGUCCACUCUCUCCCUCUCUCAGCCCUGAUGGUGUGAGGUCCACUCUCUCCCUCUUUCUCAGCCCUGAUGGUGUGUGUGGUACACUAUCUCUCUCAGCCCUGAUGGUGUGUGUGGUACACUCUCUUCCUCUCAGCCCUGAUGGUGUGAGGUCCACUCUCUCCCUCUUUCUCAGCCCUGAUGGUGUGUGUGGUACACUAUCUCUCUCAGCCCUGAUGGUGUGUGUGGUACACUCUCUUCCUCUCAGCCCUGAUGGUGUGAGGUCCACUCUCUCCCCCUCUCAGCCCUGAUGGUGUGAGGUCCACUCUCUCCCUCUCUCAGCCCUGAUGGUGUCUGGUCCACUCUCCCUCUCUCAGCCCUGAUGGUGUGAGGUCCACUCUCCCUCUCUCAGCCCUGAUGGUGUCUGGUCCACUCUCUCCCUCUCUCAGCCCUGAUGGUGUCUUGUCCACUCUCUCCCUCUCUCAGCCCUGAUGGUGUGAGGUCCACUCUCUCCCUCUCUCAGCCCUGAUGGUGUGAGGUCCACUUGCUCCCUCUCUCAUUACAUUACAUUACAUGUCAUUUGGCUGACGCUUUUAUCCAAAGCAGUUACAGUUGAUUUAGACAAUCCUUCCCUGGAGCAACGCAGGGUUAAGGGCCUUGCUCAAGGACCCAACGGCUGUGCGGAUCUUAUUGUGGAUCGAACCACGGACCUUGCAGGUCCCAGUCAUGUACCUUAACUGAUGGUGUGUGGCCCACUAGCUCCCUCUCUCAGCACUGAUGGAGUCCUACAGCCCCGAUAUACUGUAUGGGUAGUGAAAAGCCUUUCCUUCUGGAAGCUUCUCUGAUUCUUUCCUGGGGGACAUUGUCCCUCAGACCCAGCACUGGAGUAGUCACAUAUGAAGAACACUCAGCCAAAAGCGAGGCAGUGUGGCUUUAGUUUUUAACUGAAUGCCUCUACCUGUUGGUCAACUGCUGAUGAGCCCAAGCACAUCUUUGAGGUUAUUCCAGCACAAGCUACGCACCAACAAAUGUAUGUAAUGUUUUUGUUUUUGUUCAGUCUUUAUUCAAUCAGACAGGAAGCAUCCGAGUCUCCCAAGAUAGACCCAGGGGGGGAAAAAUGUAAUUAUUUGUUAAAGAGAAAAACUGUCCCAGGAAAUUUGUGUGCGUUUGCUUGCUGCCUUCCACUGAGGCGAAAGCGUGGUUGUCUGUGCUGAGAUUAUUUCUGCUGGCGAAGGAACGGCGGUGUCAAACCAAGCUUGUGAUGUGGGUCUGGCCUACCUCUUGCUGCUGGAGUGACCUUUUUUAAAACGCCUUUGUCAGGUGUUGUGUUUUACCAGAUAAACGAGCCUCGCUUCUUUUUAUUCAUCCGGGCUUGGAGCGGGCCUGGGGUUGAAUCUGGGUUCAGCGGCACGCUGUGAGCCUGGAUCCGCUUACUGUGGGAACACAGCGGUUUCCCAGCAGCCCGAGGGGCCCGUGCUGUCGGGCACGGCCGCGACUGCGUCCGUGACUCCUCAUACGCACCCGUGACUCGUGCUCAACUUUCCGUACCUUCGCGGUGAUCAGUCUGAUGAUUGGCGGAGUGACUGUGAGGGAGGCGCCCGACUCCAUGUUCUACACGCAAGUCCUCAACGGGACCAACAUGUCCACCGUGCUGGACACGGAGGCCCGGGACGCCAGGCGGGUGCAGCUGGCAGUGGCCCUCACCUGCCUGGUGGGCAUCAUCCAGCUGGUCCUGGGCCUGCUGCGUUUCGGCUUCGUGGCCAUCUACCUGACGGAGCCGCUGGUGCGCGGCUUCACCACGGCCGCUGCCGUCCACGUCUGCAUCUCGCAGCUCAAGUACCUGCUGGGCGUCCAAACCACGCGCUUCAGCGGCCCCCUGUCCGCCAUUUUCAGUUUGAUCGCUGUUCUGAAGGACAUCGCAAGCACCAACGUAGCUACUCUCAUAGUGGGGCUGGUGUGCAUAGUGUUCCUGUAUGGGGUGAAGGACCUGAACGACCGCUUCAAAAAGAAGCUUCCGGUCCCCAUUCCUGGCGAGAUCAUUGUGGUGAUCGUUUCAACUGGAAUCUCGUAUGGGGUCCAGCUCUAUGAGAACUAUGGUGUGGAGGUGGUUGGCGAAAUUCCCAGAGGGCUUCUUCCACCCGCUGUUCCGGAUUUUUCCCUUCUGCCCAACUUGGUCACAGACUCCAUUGCCAUCGCCAUCGUGGGCUUCUCAAUGGGAAUCUCCCUGGCCAAGAUCUUUGCACUUAAGCAUGGAUACACUGUGGAUGGCAAUCAGGAGCUGAUUGCGCUGGGUGUCUGCAACCUCUCCAGCUCCUUCUUCCACACCUUCGCCAUCACCUGUUCCAUGUCCCGCAGUCUGGUCCAGGAGAGCACAGGAGGCAACACACAGAUAGCAGGGCUCCUGUCAUCUAUGGUGGUCCUAUUGGUGGUGGUUGCCAUUGGUUUCGUGUUCAAGCCUCUGCCUCAGACGGUGCUGGCGGCCAUCAUCAUGGUGAACCUGGUGGGCAUGUUCAAGCAGCUGAGGGACAUCCCUGCGCUGUGGAGAACCAGCAAGAUCGAGCUGGCUAUCUGGCUGGUGGCCUUUGUUGCCUCGGUCUUGCUGGGCCUUGAUUAUGGGCUUCUUGUAGCCAUUGGAUUUGCCAUCAUAACGGUCAUUUACCGGACACAGAGUCCGAAGAGUAUUGUUCUUGGACAGGUCCCUGACACAGGGAUGUACUAUGAUAUUGAAGAAUAUGAAGAGGCCACUGAAUGUACAGGGAUCAAGAUAUUCCACACAAACACUUCUAUCUAUUUUGCGAACAGUGAUCACUAUGUCAGUGCCCUCAAGGAAAAGACGGGAGUGGACCCAACACUGCUGCUGGCCGCACGGAAAGCUCAGCAGAAAGUCAGGAAGUGGACGAGCGAAAAUAACUCCCCGGGGCAGACCUCGCCUCAGAAAGUGAGAGCUGUUGUCAAACUUGACGUUGAGAUGGGCGUCACUCACGAGGUGGUGGGUAAGGAGGAGCCUCAGAAGAACGGGCACGUCAUGGAGGCGGAGUCGGACUCGGAGGAGACCCACAUGAUCCUGGACCCCCCCGGGGCCGUCCACUCCAUCAUACUGGACUUCGGCCCCGUCAACUUCAUCGACUCGGUCGGGGCCAAGGCCAUCAGAUCCGCUAUAAAAGAGUACGCCGAGGUCGACGUGGAGGUUUACCUUGCUGGCUGCAGCAGGACCUUGCUGAAGGACCUGAGGAGGUUAAAUUUCUUCGCGGGCGCAGUGACCACAGAGCGGGUUUUCCCCUCUGUUCAUGAUGCUGUGCUGUUCUGCCAGCACCGGCUGACCCUUCCCAGCGAGAGUCAGCCCCCCAGGGACAGUCAAUCCCCCAGCGACAGUCAGCCCCCCGGCGACAGUCAGGCAGAUGCCGAAGCCAGCGGGACGGAGAAAUGAACGGUGGGCGAAACAGCCCAGCCGGACCCCUGGACACAGAUACGCACUCUCCAAACCCCUUCCCACUUCCUGUGUGGAGUGGGCGGAGUUUAUGGAUAACAUUCCAAUAGGCCUUCUUUUAAGGUUAGGCGGUAAAGAGCCAUUUAAGAGGUUGUCAUUUAGCAGUCUUUGUUUUUUUUUCUUUUACCAAAUAGUGGUACAUACUCAACAAUGAGGCUCUUUCCCUUUCUCCCAGUAUUGCUUCUGAAAGAUCACAAGUGGAUAUGGCCAGAGUAGCAAUCGUGCUUCUGUUACACGUUCCUUGGAAGAAUACUUUCAAAUAUCUGGCUUUUGUCAGCCAGAGAAUGCACUACGGGACAUAAAGAACACUUUAAAUUCUGCUAUGUAUCUUCGUUACUGAUAGACUGAAAAUCUGUUUGGUUGCACAGCAUCAUGUGAAUGUAUUUUCUGCACCAGGUGAGAUAUGGGUAGAUUUACUUUUCUUUCUGCUCCCACAGCCAGUGUAUAAUUAUGACGCAAAGACCGCAAAUCUGUGGAACAUUUGUAAAGCAUUGUGCUGCACUUUGACUAGGAAAGUCACAACUCAAUCUUACAGCUCAAGGAAAAUUGUCUUUAAAAUACUUGUAAUUAUUAUAUAGAGAUCCUGGACUGGAUUUCAAGGAAAGCGAUAUCGGCCUCCUUCAUUUCAGGCUCAUUUCAGGCUCAUUUCAAGCCACCUCUGAUUUCUGUGACUAGAUGUGGUGCAACACCUCACCCUGAUAACACUGCUCUGGGUGCUUUAGCGUUUUUGUAAUGUUCUGAUUUUAUUUUGCUUUGCAAACCAGAAAAGCUGCGGCGGACCAGUCGGGAAGGAAUUAGUUUGUAAACCAUUUUAUGUCGAAGGUUUGUGUUUUAUGAGAGUAUGGUAAACGAUAGUGUCAGCAGGAAGGUAUUUUUUGUUGCUUUUUAAUUGUAUUUUAAUGUCAUUUUUAAAUUUCCAUGGCUGAAUUUUACCUGCUAUUAUUUGGAUGUCAGUUUUCUGGUGACCAUUAGACCAGUGUGAAAUUCUGCAUUUAAUGUCUUUAAUGUCUUUAUCAUUAGCUCAUUCUUUGAGUUUGAUGGACUAUAAACUGGUUAUAAACUGCUCCUGGAGUUUAUUUACCAGAAUUGCCUUUUUUUUUUUUUAAUCUGUAUAUUUUUGUAUACACAUUAUCCAUGAAGCUGUAUAUGUACUGAAGCAACCCUGGUUAAGUACCUCACUCAAGGCUGGCACGGCAGUGCCCCUUCUGGUGGACUCUGCUGGUUGCAAACCGUUGUGCUUACACAACCACCAUUGUCUCCCGUUUUGCUGUACCGUUUUGUAUGUUACUGUAAUAGUGUGUGAGCGCAUCCUUCCUGAGAAACAACUAUUUUUUUAAACACAGAUUAAAGAAACUAUUGAUGAAAAUGUGCUUUGUGUUACAACUGAUGCACUUUUUACAUACAAUUAAAUUUGUUCCAAGAUAAAUUCUAA
Conger conger (European conger) is the source of this 5103-nucleotide messenger RNA. RefSeq names its product solute carrier family 26 member 5 (gene slc26a5). The record is from RefSeq and is a predicted model, not a curated record. Gene Ontology annotation, molecular function: secondary active sulfate transmembrane transporter activity; oxalate transmembrane transporter activity; chloride transmembrane transporter activity. The coding region runs from base 1752 to 3611 and encodes 619 amino acids. Lineage: Eukaryota; Metazoa; Chordata; Actinopteri; Anguilliformes; Congridae. Gene Ontology annotation, biological process: transmembrane transport. The transcript has 16 exons. Gene Ontology annotation, cellular component: membrane.